Messenger RNA from Alternaria novae-zelandiae, 441 nucleotides. RefSeq lists its product as uncharacterized. The coding region runs from base 1 to 441 and encodes 146 amino acids. Lineage: Eukaryota; Fungi; Ascomycota; Dothideomycetes; Pleosporales; Pleosporaceae. The record is from RefSeq and is a predicted model, not a curated record. The transcript is spliced from 2 exons.
AUGCUCUCCAAGAUCACCGCCCUCGCUCUUCUCGCCACCGGCGCAUCCGCAACGGCCCUCCCCCGUAGCGCAGACUGGACCUGGGACGUCACCGACUUCAGCAGCGUCUGUAGCGCAUCUGCUUGCUGCUACUUUUUUAAUGUCUCCGCACCCACCGGUCCCUCCGGCCAACCAGCCUUCGAUGCAGAGUUCUGCUCCGGCACUAGUCUCCAGGGUGGCUACAAAUCUUGCGGUGUAGUUGGGAUUGAUGUACCGGGCGAUGUGCAGACGCAAGAGUUCAACCGCGGGAUUAAUGUCGGUGCGACUGUUAGUGUGCAGUACACGCUUAUGCAGGGCGAAGUGAGGUAUACGUACACGGGUAACGAGACUGUUAAGCAUACUGGAUUGGGCCCGACUGUGGAGUUCAGUAUUGUGCCUACGGAGGUUACUGCUGUUGCUUAG